AUGGCUGACAGGAUAUUUCCUAAUGAGAACUCAUCUGUGUGGGAGAUGGUGAGUGAGUGCACAUUUUCUCCAAAGUUCAGAGAGAAUCAAUCCAACUGGUUCCCAGACACUCCCACCAUAAAACCCACAACAGUACCUUGGGGCACUCUGGUUCAUGGAAUGUCCUCAAGACACACUUACGUAACUGCUCUUCUAGCCAAAACCACCAUCAUCCGAAUAAGCAUUAUGUUAGUCACAAUCGUAUCCAAAAACCGUUAAGAAACAUCCAAAAUCAUAGAAUCAGAUUAUUUCACAUAACCUACAGACCACAAACUUCCAUUGAGAAAGGAGUUUUAAAAAGGUAGGCCGAGUGCCACGUUUAUAGCUUGCAUUUUACUUCCUCCCUGUGGAUAAUGAGGGGAAUGCACAACGAAAUUAAAUCAGUGGGAUGCCCGCGCGCUCUCCCUCUUGAUGCGCGCCGACAUUACGCACGCCUUCAUUCACACAGCUACUUGCUCAACAUUAUAAGACGCUCAAGUGCGGAUACUUUACGAGGUAAAAUAAUACAAUUGCUUCAUAUUUUUCAUUUUUAGACCGUGUAAAAAAACUAACAAGGCUGACUAAAGUAGACAGCAUAUCCUUGUCUUUGGCUUUGUUCCGUUUUCCCUUCUCAACAACCUAUUGCUAUGGCAUCUCUCACUCGGAGAGAGAAGGAGAGAUGUCCCACAGCAGGGAACCGAAAGUAUUGGGUAAGGGACGCUCGAUUCAAUAUCAUUAUUAUUAUUUCUUUACAUUCAGUAUUUAUCUUAAGUUGUUUAGAUAGUGGGUUGCACAGUUCUAGUAUUUACUUAUUAUUUGAUGACUCAUAGGCUUUUAAAACAUCAGGUUCAAUUUAUGUUAUGAUGAUGUCAUGGUUAUUUUAUUCAGUUAGCAGUUUAUUAAGGUGCUUGCAUUUUUGCAUUUCACAGACAGAUGCGCCUCAAUGUAAAUCAACCAGAUUCUACUCUGAGACUGGGAGCGGGACAGUACUACACGAGGACUGUCAAUCAACAGACCGCCCCUCUCCAGAGGGUGCAGGGUCCAACACCGACCCUCAUGGAGUUCCGUGGCCAAAAACGGAUGUCCCAUCCCGAGGGUCUCUGACAGGACCCUGCGCCGGUUCCGGAGGACCUGUGAUUACCAGUGGAUUUGACACUAUUGGACCCCCCGUGGUGGGAAGUUGGAGCGUUCGGAAAUCUGACGGAAAAGUUAUUUGUGAGCAUUGCACGGCGACUGUGGCUGCACUAAAGAGACAAGCACUGAGCCUCGUCAUUCCUCAAUAUAUCUCAUGCAAGGUAGGCUUAUCAAUACAUCACUUUCUAUGGAAAUGUGUUUUAUGCAGUAAGCAGUAGCAUGCAUUCAUUGUAGUGAUACAAUAUACUUUGGGGAUAAUUUAAGGGGUUUGAAUUGAAAUGGUCAGAAAAUGUGAUUUAGAGGAUUAGCCACAGAUUUGAGGUUUUGCCACGGAUUUGAGCUGCCUUAACAAAGCCUAAUCCAAAUGGUCACAUAUUUUUUUCUUCUUCUAUUGCAUCUGAUUUGUAGCAGACAUCAGUUCCAGUCAUUGAGCUGACUCAUAGGCUAACCCUAGAGUGAACUGAGAUUAAUAUUUUAACAAAGCAACUCAUGUCCCCUUCAGACUUCAUUACCAGAGGUACAACGAAAACAUUUGCUUUACUCUCCUAUGAGAGGAAUAUGAAAUAGAACAGGAAGUUUUCAAAUGAACCACAGGCCAUUAUGUGGAGAUACUACCUCAUUGUUCAGACAGAGACAGUCAGUAGAAAUCUGAUAAUGGCUUCUUGUAGUGUAUUGAUUUCCAGACCAGGGCCAUGAUGAAAUCUGACCUGUUAUGAAUCCUAAAGAAAAUACAGCUCGAUGACAGCCUGGUUCCAGAUCUGUUUGUGCUGUUUAGCCUCCUCCUACACUCUUAGAAAAAAAGUGCUAUCUUAGAACCUAAAAGGGUUCUUCAGCUGACCGUAUAUUGUAGGAGAACCCUUUGAAGAACCCUUUUUGGUUUCAAGUAGAACACUUUUAGUUCCAGGUAGAGCCCUAUUGGGUUCCACGUAGGACCCUUAUCUCAGAUGUUUCUACAUGGAACCCAAAAGUGUUCUACAUGGAACCAAAAAGGGUUCUCCUAUGGGGACAGCAGAAGAACCCUUUUGGAACCCUUUUUUCUAAGGGUGUAUGGUCGUUGUUUUGCCUGGUCCUAGAUCAGUUUGUCUCUUUGUUAAGACAAACACACAACCCAAAGUUUGGCUAUACAGCACAAACAUAUCUAUUACCAGGCUAGGUCUCUGAUGGCUCAAGUUUUGGGUUGGAGUUAGUUUGGGCACAUCUGCGUUUUUCUGGUUGACUUUGUUUUAUGCAAUAGUACAGUAGUCUGGGAUUUGGGUCAUUGACAUUAGCAGCUUGCGGGAGAAAGGUUUUGGAAUGGAAGUUCAGGGAGGACAAGGGCACAGAAACUUAUGACAGACCUUACAUCAGACAUAACCUAUGACAGAUGCUAUUAUGAUGAUUGAUUCUGAAAGUCAAUAUAGGCCUACUUGGUACCAUGCCACAUUUGGAUAGUUUCCUCAAUGACAGACUGUCAUCAAUGACAAUUAAUUAUAAAAGUUUUCCGCUUUUGUAAUUCACUGUGAUGUUUGUUGUUUUUGUGAUUGAAUUGGACUCAAUGCAUAGAACCAUACUGUACAUUCCCUUUACAUCCAUUCUAUAGGACUCCACCUUGUCAGCCUAUCUCCACGACAACCUCCAAGCCCACAGCGGUACCAUAGACGUCUGGGCUGUGGAGGAGGAGCAGAGUGUCUGUGACGUCUGUGGUGCCCACCUGAGCCAGCUGAAGCAGGAGGCCAUCCACCUGAUCCUAGCCAGGGAGGAGCGUGCCAAGUGGGCCACUCCAUCUACCGCCAAGCCCCUUCCUGGAUCAACCUCCACCAAAGCAGCACCAUCUAGCCCCCGCCUCUCAGCCUCUUCCAGGAUCCAUAGCUCCCCUGCCAAGCCCUCCCCUGGACCUCGAUCCGCCACCUCCACAGCACCACCUAACCCCCAUCUCUCAGGCUCCACUAGGAUCCAAAACCCCCAGAAGACCCACCCUAGGAGGAUCCUGAAGCCCACCCCAGCUGAGAUGGAUAGAUGGGUUGAGGAGCAGCAGCAUCUAGCCUCCUGCAUAUCAAUGUCCAGCAAUAACAGAGUCACCAUCUUCCCCUACCAGGUACUGUACAUCUAAAAGCCUACAGGUUGUAUAUCAUAAGAUUGCCUUGGUAUCACAAUAGCUAUUUUUUAUUAUGGAGUCUAAUGGAGGCUAUAUCAAUAUCAUGAACCAUGACACAUCCCGUAGCAGGUAUUGUAUAUCUAUAAGCCUACAAGCUUGACAUUGCGCGCUGAUAUGCCUGUAGUAGCCUCCUUUAUUAUGGCUUAUUAUUGAUUCUAAUGGAGGAUACAACUACAGUAUAUCAGGGAAAAUCAUGACACAUCCCCUGCCUGUCUGCACAUCCUUAUAUGGGCGUCGCUAUCUGUAAGGACUGAGGAGAGGAUGCUCUUAUAGAGAGAGUUGUCACUGUCAACCUGUGAUUCACAGAUGAGGAGAGGAGAGGGGAGGAUAGGAUAGGAGGAGAGGAGAGGGGAGGAGAGGAGAGGGGAGGAGGGAAGAGGAGAGGGGAGGAGUGGAGUGGAUGCUCUCAUAGAGAAUGUUGUCACUGUCAGAUUUGAUUGACGCCGUCCGAUCAGCCCCAAUUAGAUCCUGAGAAGUGAACAUUUGCAACCUUAUCGCUAAUGGAGGGAAUUGGGUUGUGAUUUAUUUCCCGUCAUAAAACAGCCAGUCAAAAAGCAGGCGGCACGAUGAUCAAUAGCCUGGUCAUAUUUAACGACUGGUGAAAUAUGUGUAGUGCAGUAUUGUAGCCCCCACAGGGCUAUGCGGUAAAUACAGCCGGUACGAAAGUGGAUGGAUGGAAGCAUUUAAGGAGCCUAGAGUAGGCUACAGUAGCCAUAGGGCUUCUACCAUAGGGCUUUGGUCAAAAGUAGUGCACUUUAUAGGGAAUAGGGCACCAUUUGGGAAACAGCCUAUAUCUCCUUCAGUGCAUUGUGGCUAAUGAAGUGAAGUGGUCUCUGGUCUAUCAGCUUCUGGCUGUGGAGUGGCUGUCUGGCUGAGGACUAGCCUGAUCACAGAUCAGUUAUGGUUGGCAUAACAACGACCAUAGGAGUUGGCUGUAUAGAGCACAAACAGAUCUGGGACCAGGCUAGCUGAGGACAACUGCCAUAGUCUAUUAGACAAUAUGCAAAGCAGAGCAUAUUAUACAAGCGUAUAUGUGUUAUUAGGUAGGUUUCCAUCCAAUUGCCGACAGAUUUUCAUGUGAAUAUUCAAAAAUAUGCAUUAAAGACAAUAUGCAAAUGUUUCCCAACAGUGGUGUGUUUCCACAAAACGGACUUGUUGCAGAUAGAAAUCAGUGCGUGAUGACGUAGUGCACACAAAAUGUACUUUUCGCUGAAGUUUGUAUGUACCGAAUAAAAAUCUAAAGUUCAGUGUGUUUCCAUCGCAUUUUCAACUCUACCGACAGUUUUGUCACAAAACUGUUGUGUGAAAUAGCAAAUGUGCCUACUAUGGUCUGGGCAUGUGCGCUCUAGCUAACAGCUUGCAGAUACAGUGUGGGAAGGCUAGUCUACAUUAUGAGAUUAUGGAUAAGAGCAAGAAUGCUUUUAUUUGUCAAAACGGCAGUCAAGCGUCGUUCAUCAUGUCACCAGAAUAAGACCCUCAACAUUUAUUGCAAAGGAGCAUCAAGCUCAUAUCAUGCACUUUCACCGCCCUGUGAAGUUCAUCAUAUCUUAUUUCCUCUGUAGCCUAAUAAACUGCAUGGUUUCCCGAGUUGUAGUGGGAGGACCACACACCACAUCAUCGCGUGACUCCAAGUUUACUUUGAUAUGAUGGUUAUUAUAUCAAUAUUUGCGCAUAAAGGUGUUUCCACCGCUAUUCCACGCAUAACUAAUUUUACAGACACAAAAGAUCCCACCAUGUCGAACGAACAAAUGAUCUGUCGGCAUUUAUAAAAUUGUACUGAAACUUCCUGUUUCCCUCCCAGCUGUUGUGAUUUUUUUUAUAUGGUAUGACUUCACUCGCAUAAAAACUGUGGAUGGAAAUGUGGUUAUUGAUGUGUUUUCAUGUGAUAUUCCACUUGGAGGAAGCAGAGCAAAUGUCAGUCAAAGCUAAGGUGACCUCAUGGUAAUGGAAGUGUUUCCACCAUUCCAGUUUGAGAUAGAAGAGAGGAUGAGGAGAGGGACAGAGAGAGAGAGGGGUGAAGACAAAAGAGAAAGAGAGAGACAGAGAGGGGGGAGGUGAGAGAGAGAGAGAGAGAGAGAGAGAGAGAGAGAGAGAGAGAGAGAGAGAGAGAGAGAGAGAGAGAGAGAGAGAGAGAGAGAGAGAGAGAGAAAAAAAAAUAGCAAGAGAGAGAUCUUCGGGGUGUGGGGGACAGGGGGUUCAGAGUCAGAAAGGAGGGGUAUAAAAAAAAUAAGAGUAGAGGUAGAACUUUUCCACCCCCCCAUUUCAUUCCAGAUGUUAGCCAUGCCCCAGGGUGCCUCAUGGCUCUAAUUGGCAUUACAUGGCUGGAUGUUUCCUGUGGCAGUAGCAAUAAAGGGAGGAGAACAGGGUUGUUAUCUUGCCCUAAAAAGCUGAAACAUUGAUGAGACAAUAGAGCUGCAGAGGGGGACACUAUAAAACAAGACUCUGGCUGUCGCUUUCGCUCGCGGCCAAGCUCUGUGACUUCAUUUCAGUAGAUAUACAGAGUAGGGAGUAGGCCAAAGCGUACUCUCAAACGCACGCACGCACGCACGCACGCACGCACGCACGCACGCACGCACGCACGCACGCACGCACGCACGCACGCACGCACACACACACACACACACACACACACACACACACACACACACACGCACACACACACACACACACACACACACACACACACACACACACACACACACACACACACACACACACACACACACACACACACACACACACCCUAGGGCUGGAGGGAAGGGAAAGCAGGGUUGGGUUGAAGAGUCAGACUCUUCAUGCACAUCCUCGGGGUAUGUGGUGUGUAAUAGUCAGAUGCAGUGCGGUCAGAAUAGGUUUAGUAGUGUUUCUGAGUCUGAUUGUCUGAGUCAUGUCUCCAUUAAACCCUGGAACUAUGUGUCCCAUGUGUGACACUACUAGUCUAUAUGUAGAGCAAAUGAUGAAUGUCCCAUUUACCUAAUGUGCUUUCGUUCUAAUGCCCCACAUCCACAGAUUAACCACUGAUUCUUCUCUUGGGUUGCGUUCCGAAUGGCAGCUUUCCCUAGAGCCUUAUGGGCCUUAGUCAAAACUAGUGCACUAAAUAGGGAAUAGGAUGCCAUUUUGGAUUCAUCCUUGGUCUAAUUACUCUACUUCUAUGUGAUCUGUGUAAGAGAAUGUAGUCAGGAUCUUGGUUGAUAUCAAAGUAAAAUGCCUUUAUCAAACUAAUUUAUCUUCAAGCUAAUCUAUUUCAUAGUCUACGUCCCAACUCACACCCUAUUCCCUAUAUAGUGCACUACUGAAAGGCCCUGAUCCAAAGUAGUGCACUAAAUAGGGAAUAGGGUGCCAUUUAGGACGCAACCAUUGCCUUGUCCUAUACGAUGUGCUGUUGGCAACUCUUCUAUCAUUGCCAAGCCGUACUUUGGCAUGACAUUGAACGAACACAAAGAGGAGUUGGCUAAUAGCCGAAACAGGCUGGACCCCCAGGCUAUGGAUAUUCUAAUACAGAUGAUCAUUCUACUUCUCUCCAGUUUUCAGAGGAGUUCUCAGAGGGACAGAAUGAGACUGUGGCUGUCCAGAGCAGUCCAAUGGCUCCUGCAGUUUUCUCCUUUCUGGUCAGGUACGUGUAAAACUAGUCAGUUAGAUGUCUACAGAGUAGACAUGGGUUCCUGCAGGUCGUUUUUUUUAUUGAUUAAUAAAAAGUCUUACAUAAUCAUUCUGAAAUUGAGGAUGUACCUACUGUAUUUUUGAAAUGUCCACAUCCUAUUUUUCCACAGGGCAGCCCAGAAACUGAGCCUGACGUCGAGAAGGAAGGGCCAAAUGUCCGCCCCCUCUCCUGUGUCUCCUCCCCCCCAUUACACCACCUGCUACAGGGACAUCAUCCAGAGGUCUCCACCCACAGUCCCCACCUGCCUCCUUCAAGCUGCCAACCGACUCAAAGACGCACCCAACAUUGGCAAGGUAACCAACUGUACUCAGUUGUUCACCUGGGUUUUGACCAACCAGAUCGUUAUUGUAAAAGAGAAUUUGUUCUCUUUGACUUACCUGACUACACUGAACAAAAAUAUAAAUGCAACAUGCAACAUUGUUUUUAUAUUUUACCUAGUUACAGCAUAUAAGGAAAUUAGUAAAUUGAAAUAAAUUCAUUAGGCUCUAAUCUAUGGAUUUCACAUGACUGGGAAAACAGAUAUGCAUCUGUUGGUCACAGGUACCUUAAAAAAAGGUAGGGGUGUGGAUCAGAAAACCAGUCAGUAUCUGGUGUGACCACCAUUUGCCUCAUGCAGCGUGACACAUCUCCUUCGCAUAGAGUUGAUCAGGUUGUUGAUUGUGGCCUGUGGAAUGUUGUCCCACUCUUUAAUGGCUGUGUGAAGUUGCUGGAUAUUGCGGGAACUGGAAUACGCUGUCGUACACGUCGAUCCAGCGCAUCCCAAACAUGCUCAAUGGGUGACAUGUCUGGUCAGUAUGCAGGCUAUGGAAGAACUGGGACAUUUUCAGCUUCCAGGAAUAAAUGUACAAAUCUUUGCGACAUGGGGCUGUGCAUUAUCAUGCUGAAACAUGAGGUGAUGGCGGCGGAUGAAUGGCACGACAAUGGGCCUCAGGAUCUCGUCACGGUAUCUCUGUGCAUUCAAAUUGCCAUCAAUAAAAUGCAAUUGUGUUCGUUGUCUGUAGCUUAUGCCUGCCCAUACCAUAACUCCACCGCCAGCAUGGGGCACUCUGAUCACAAUGUUGUCAUCAGCAAACCGCUCGCCCACAUGGCGCCCACACGGUUAGGUCAAGACCCUGGUGAGGACGACAGGCAUGCAGAUGAGCUUCCCUGACGGUUUCUGACAGUUUAUGCAGAAAUUAUUCAGUUGUGCAAACCCACAUUUUCAUCAGCUGUCAGGGUGGCUGGUCUCACAUGAUCCCGCAGGUGAAGAAGCUGGAUGUGGAGGUCCUGGGCUGGCGUGGUUACACGUGGUCUACGGUUGUGAGGCCGGUUGGACGUACUGCCAAAUUCUCUAAAACAACGUUGGAGGUGGCUUAUGGUAGAGAAAUGAACAUUCAAUUCUCUGGCAACAGCUCUGAUGGACAUUCCUGCAGUUAACAUGCCAAUUGCACACUCCCUCAAAACUUGAGACAUAUGUGGCAUUGUGUUGUGUGACAAAACUGCACAUUUUACAGUGGCCUUUUAUUGUCCCCAGCACAAGGUGCACCAGUGUAAUGAUCAUGCUGUUUAAUCAGCUUCUUGAUAUGCCACACCUGUCAUGUGGAUGGAUGAUCUUGGCAAAGGAGAAAUACUCACUAACAGGGAUGUAAACAAAUUUGUGCACAAAAUGUAAGAGUAAUAAGCUUUUUGUGGGUAUGGAACAUUUCUGGGAUCUUUUAUUUCAGCUCAUGAAACAUAGGACCAACACUUUACAUGUUGUGUUUAUAUUUUUGUUCAGUAUAAAUAACUACUUUUUAAAGUGUUUCCAGAGUCAUUAAGCAAGUGAGAGUGGUUGUGUCGAGGAGUGAAGAAGAUCCUAUAUCGGCACUCAUAAUACUACCCCCAUCUUUAUGAAAUGCUAUAAUGUGGUGUUAAUGCCCUUUCUGUUUCUGCCCUCCCCUCUGGGGUAUACUGUAGUGGAAAUCAAUAUGGCUGCCCUCGUGUUUCAUAGACGAUCGGCUUGGGCUGGUCUAGAGUUACAGAUAACAGGCCUCCAUCCCAUCCCUCCAUCCCACCUGCACUCAGCCCAGAACAAUGCAGGGAGAACCUCUCUCUCUCUCUCUCUCUCUCUCGCUCUUUCUCCCCUCUCCCUUUCUCUCUCCGGUUCUCCUUCCCCCCUUCUCGCUCUGUCUCUCCCCCUCUCUCCUCUAUGUCAGUAUAUGGCUUCUUGAAUAAUUCAGCCCCCAUAAAUAUAGCGUGACACAAGCUCAAUAGAAUGGAGUCAGGGUAGGAGUUACAAAGCAAGCCUCCCUCCAACAGAUAGUAGACAGACUAGCUACCAUCACUUGCUUUUAUUAUGAUUCAUCAUCAUAAUCAAGGCUGAUGGAUUAUGUCCAGGGUUUGGUAGGUCACAUUCUAAAUGUAAUCUGUUACAGUUACAAGUUACCUGUCCAAAAUUGUUAUCAGUAACAUAGCUUUAGGAUUACCCAAAGUAACGUAAUCUGAUUACUUUCAUUUACUUUUAGAUUACUUUCCUUUAAGCGGCAUUAGAAGAAGACAAAAAUGAAUAUUACCAAUUGAACGACAUCUAUUACAAGAUAAGUCAAUGUUAGAGUUUACAUAGCUGGCCAGAAAUGGAUGUUGGGUUAUGUAGGCUUCUGACCCAUUGCUUUCUACUUCAAUACAGAUAAUAAAACGAUUAGGCUAUAUAUUUACAUUAAAAUCUAGUCUGUCAGAUUUACAGUCAUUUCAAUUAAUUAAAAACCCAUUGAUCUUCAAGAAUAGACUUGGAAAUAUGGAAAUAUAGUGUCAUAAGCGUCAGUGAAAUGCGGUGGGCGAAGUCAAACGCAGGACAGAGAGCUUACUGGAAACGUACUUUACUAGAAAGUAAACUGGGUACAUACAACCUCCACACAGGGAGGACAAUAACCCGCACACUAACGACUGCCGAUGACGAAAAUACAAUCACACACAACACACAAUGAAAGACAGAGGGUUAAAUAGGGAAGACAAUACAACAUAAUGGGAAACAGGUGUAGACAAUCAAGACCCAACAAGUCAAACACAGAAACAUAGAUGGUUAGGUUACAUUCUAAAUGUAAUCCAUUACAGUUACUAGUUACCUGUCCAAAAGAGAUCUAAGUGGCUGUUGAGGUCUUAGCUAACUUAACAUAGAACCUCUCAUAGCCUUUAAAUCCACUGUGUUUCCAGUAGAUCUAAGUUAAUGUCUGGACCAGCAGAAACCUGUUAAUGUGGCGUUCCAACUCAGGAUAUAUAGGAUGUAGCUACAUGAAUUAAUAAUAAUUGAUCAUUGAUUAGAUUUAUAUAGUGCUUUUACAGACACUCAAAGAGUUGUUAAAACUUAACAGCAUAGAAUUACAUAGACUCACUACACUGAAUUAUAGGAUCUCAAUGCUUUAUAGUACAUAAGUGUAAACUGUGUAGCCUAUAAUAACAAUUACUACAGUUAUAUCCCCUCUCUAACACUAGUCUAUGGGUGUUUAAGUCAGAGCGAUAGACACUUUGCUUUUAUCUGUUCAGGUUGGUAUAAAAGAGACACCAUCUCACAGGGGUGAACAGCAGUAUGCUGCCUUUUUGUCGCUAUUUACCAGUGACGUUUGAAAUCUCUCCUCAGUUGCCUAGCGGUGCGAUAUCCCUAUUUUGUUUAGCUUAACGUCUUCUUACACCUAUUUCAAAGGAAACAUAUAAAUAGCAGUGGAUAGAAGGAAAUAGAAUCAGGAAAGCUGGGAAACUCAUAGUGUUUAAUGCGACUGCUGUGUCUGUCAUUUCCAACCUGCUUUAAAAGAACGAGAACAUCCUGCCUGUGACCCAUAUUGACAGCUGCUUUGACUAUUCUACGAUCACAUCUGAUGCUUUAGAUAUUAUUGUUUAGGAUUUAGAUUGUUUAAUAAUGCAUGGAUUUUUAUGCUUUCCUUCUUGGUUCUAUCAGUUUUAUUGUGUGUAGAAAAUGCUUUUACUGGUGUUUUUCCCCAAAUGGAAUAUUUAAAUACUCAUUUAGCUUCCACCAAACCUUUUAGAAAAUGCUCUUUACAUGAAGUUACCUGUAGAUCUUGACUUCGAUCUUAUUUAUUGUAAAAACUAGACAAAUACAUUUAAAAAAAAGUAUUAUUCAAGUUGAAUCUCCAUUAUUCAAGUUGGAUAAUGAAGAUUCAAGUUAAGACUUAUGGUAAAGUCCUAACUUGAAUCUUUAUUUUCCAACUUGAAUAAUGGAGAUUCAACUUGAAUAAUCUUUUUUUUUUUAAAGUGAAGACUGGGGGUCAGCCUGACCAAAAUACUCAGUAACCUCCUCCAUAUAGCCUAACUCUCUGUCACGCCCUGACAUAGAGAUCUCUAGUUGGUUUGGUCAGGGUGUGAAUAUCUAUGUGAUGAUCUAGAAUGUGUAUUUCUAUGUUGGCCGGGUGUGGUUCCCAAUCAGAGGCAGCUGUCGAUCAUUGUCUCUGAUUGGGGAUCAUACUUAGGCAGCCAUGUUGCCUACCUUAGUUGUGGGAUCUUGUUUCUAUUAUGGGUUGGCUUGGCUUGUUGUAUGUGUAGCUUCGUGAACUUCACAUUCUGUUGGAUUUUGUUAUUUAGUCUGUGUUUAUAUAAUAAACGACUAUGUACGCAUACCACGCUGCACCUUGGUCCGAUCCUUUACACAACGAGCGUGACACUCUCACACACUCACAUGCACACAUGCACACUCACAUUAAACAAAACAGAUAUAAAUAUAUUUUCUUGAUUACUGAUCAAUUCAUUUAUACAUUUAUAAUUAGUAGGCUUUGUUACCUGUUUUAACAAACCUUUUUUAUUUUUGUAGUUAUUUAUUGUAUAUUGUUUUUUUGCGGUGUGGUUUUCAUAUAAACCCUUGGGCUUCCAACCACACCUGCACACCGUUUAUUUUAUUUUAUUUGUUUUUAUCUGUAUUGUUGUCUAUCACUUGUUUUCUUUGGCGCAAAUAACUAAAUACAAAAUAAAAUAAAAGACAUAACUUCAUGCAUACGGUAUAAUUUCCCUUAUCCACUCAACAUCUAUUCAUCCCAGUUCCCAACAGCCCCCCUGAAAAAGAACAUGAUCACAUCUUCACCACCAGCUUUCCUCUCUCCGUACAGGUCAAAGUGGUGCUGCGAGUCUGCCCCUCUCCCACCGUACCCCCUUCCCAGCCCCAGCCACCCAUUUUUAGAGUGGACCCAGCCAAGAGAAGGGUCACCAUGAUUGAUCCUACCACCACCCACAAUCAACAGCCACACUCCAACUCCAUGCCAACACACGUUGGGGAAGCCAAGGGUCACUCUAAGACAUAUGUCUUUGAUGCAGCCUACCCUCCAGAGUCAACCCAGGUCAGUGGGUACAGGACAGUACAGUACGGUUGGUUUGUUAUCUCUGUCUGAUUACCUGAAAACUGAUUGGACUUCAAAUGCAGUUUCCCAGAUAGCUAUCGCUAUAUCAAGCACUGUUAUCUUAGCCUCUCAGCCUCUUUCCUUUCCCAGCCGUGUGUGUUAGUGUUGUUUGAUGGAUCAGAUACACUCAGCCAUUUUAUUAAUUCAUUCUGCUCAAAUGUAGUUUUAUUUGUGUUUCUUAACAGCGGGAUGAACGCUGAGGUGGAUGGAUGGAUUCACCCUCUUUUCUUUUUUUUUCACCCUCUUUUUCUGUCCCUCCUUUUUCCCUUCUGCUAGGCGGAGGUGUGUGUAGGUAUUCUGCCUGACGUCAUCCGUUCUGUGGUCAAUGGGGCAGACGGAUGUAUUCUGUGUUUUGGACAUGGUGAAGUGGGUAAGUAAUGAAAAAAACAGCAUAGACCAACAUACAUUCAAGCUGGUCCAUGCUGAUCUAUGCUGGUCCAUGCUGGUUUAUGCUGUCAGUGCUGGUCUGAUGCUGGUCAAGUUAGUCUGAGCAGCAUGGUCUAGCUUGUCAAGCUGGUCUGACCAGCAUGGUCUAGCUGGUUAUGCUGGUUGACCAGCAUGGUCUAGCUCAGGGAUGGGCAACUUUGAUUGGGGUAGGGGCCACAAAAACUCUGAACUCCUCAUGAGGGGCUGCAGUGGCUCCCAGGUCUGCGUACCUACACAUGCAGUCAGAGCCGGCCCUAGCCUUUUGAGGGCCCUAAGUGAAAUUUAGUUGUUUGACAUUUUCCUAAGUGACAUUUUGUUUUCUCUCCUCUUUACAGUGGAGAGAAAACACAUUUUGAUUUAGCAAUUUCAUGACUAAUUGCAUGCAAUUCUACUGAUUUUGCCAUAGGGUGGAGAGAAAUGUUUACAAUCUUUAAUACUAUAUCUGAGUGAGAGUGACUAAAAUAAUCAAUGAUUGAUACAAGUUUAGAUAGCUGGCUAGACUAAUUUACCAAUCUUAGAAAUGUUAGCUGACACAGACUAAUUGAGUGACUGUCAGUGACUGACUUAACAAGAUUUUGAAAUUGCACCUUGUGUAUUCUACUAUUCGAACUCUCAAAAAAGAAAUGCGGGCCUACAAAAGUUGCCCAUCCCUGGUCUAGCUGGUCUGACCAGCAUGGUAUAGAUGGCUAUGCUGGUUUACACCUUCGCUGUGUUUUGGACACUGGUGACCAGCCUUUGUGUUUUUGGACAUAUACCAGUUUAUGCUGGUGAUGCUGGUGACCAAGCUGGUCCAUGCUAGUCUAUGCUGGUCCAGCAUGGUCUAGCUGGUCUAGCUGGUCAAGCUGGUCUGACCAUGCCCAUCAUUAUCAUAUUUUCCAGCAUGCUCUAUUGCAUCUAUUUUGUGAAGUGCACCAGUCCCUCCUGCAGCAAAGCACCCCCACAGCAUGAUGCUGCCACCCUCGUGCUUCACGGUUGGGAUGGUGUUCUUCGGCUUGCAAGCCACCGCCUUUUUCCUCCAAACUUAACGAUGGUCAUUAUGGCCAAACAGUUCUAAUUUUGUUUCAUCAGACCAGAGGACAUUUCUCCAAAAAGUAUGAUUUUUGUCCCCAUGCGCAGUUGCAAACCGUAGUCUGGCUUUUUUAUGGCGGUUUUGGAGCAGUGGCUUCUUCCUUGCUGAGCGGCCUUUCAGGUUAUGUCGAUAUAGGACUCGUUUUACUGUGGAUAUAGAGACUUUUGUACCUGUUUCCUCCAGCAUCUUCACAAGGUUAUUUGCUGUUGUUCUGGGAUUGAUUUGCACUUUUCGCACCAAAGUACGUUCAUCUCUAGGAGACAGAACGCGUCUCCUUCCUGAGCGGUAUGACGGCUGCGUGGUCCCAUGGUGUUUAUACUUGCGUAGUAUUGUUUGUACAGAUGAACGCGGUACCUUCAGGCGUUUGGAAAUUGCUCCCAAGGAUGAACCAGACUUGUGGAGGUCUACAAUUUUUUUUCUGAGGUCUUGGCUGAUUUCUUUUGAUUUUCCCAUGAUGUCAAGCAAAGAGGCACUGAGUUUGAAAGUAGCCAUUGAAAUACAUCCACAGGUACACCUUCAAUUGACUCAAAUGAUGUCAAUUAGCCUAUCAGAAGCUUCUAAAGCCAUGACAUCAUUUUCUGGAAUUUUCCAAGCUGUUUAAAGGCACAGUCAAUUUAGUGUUUGUAAACUUCUGAUCCACUGGAAUUGUGAUACAGUGAAUUAUUAGUGAAAUAAUCUGUCUGUAAACAAUUGUUGGAAAAAUAACUUGUGUCAUGCACAAAGUAGAUGUCCUAACCGACUUGCCAAAACUAUAGUUUGUUAACAAGAAAUGUGUGGAGUGGUUGAAAAACGAGUUUUAAUGACUCCAACCUAAGUGUAUGUAAACUUCCGACUUCAACUGUAUGUUGAUUGAUUAAUUAAUCUUAUGCUACACAAAGAUAAAAAAACAUAAAUAAUUGUUCUAAACUAAUCCAAUCUGUUAGUUGCACCCAUUACUGAAAUGGUUGUUCCAGUUUAGAUUGUUUUAGUAGUUUAGGUUAUUUAUUCAUAUUUCUAACCCUGGCAGAUUGUGGGUGAUUAAAAGUUCAAAUAGUUGGAUAUUCCCACUCGGCUGGAUUCUAAUUGGAUUUAAAUAUCACUUUGCAAGCCAGCAUAGGCUGGUCAGCAGCAUAAACGUAGCAAAUGCUGGUCACCAGUAAAGACACAGCUAAGGCUGGUCACCAGCAAAAACACAGCGAAGGCUGGUCAUCAGCAAAACCAGCACUAGCCACCAGCAUACAGUGCGUUCGUAUUCAGUCCCCUUGACUUUUUCCACAUUUUGUUACGCUACAGCCCUAUUCUAAAAUGGAUUACACGUUUUUCCUCAUCAAUCUAAACACAAUACCCCAUAAUGACAAAGCGAAAACAGGUAUUUAGACAUUUGUGCAAAUGUAUAAAAAAAAAAAAUUGAAAUAUCUAAAGUAUUCAGACUCUUUGCUAUGAGACUCGAAAAUGAGCUCUGUUGCAUCCUGUUUCCAUUGAUCAUCCUUGAGAUGUUAGUACAACUUGAUUGGAGUCCACCUGUGGUAAAUUCAAUUGAUUGGACAUGAUUUGGAAAGGCACACACCUGUCUAUAUAAGGUCCCAAAGUUGACAGUGCAUGUCAGAGCAAAAACCAAGCCAUGAGGUCGAAGGAAUUGUCCGUAGAGCUCCGUGACAGGAUUGUGUCGAGGCACAAAUCUGGGGAAGGGUACCAAAAUAUUUCUGCUGCAUUGAAGGUCCCCAAGAACACAGUGGCCUCCAUCAUUCUUAAUUGGAAGAAGUUUGGAACCACCAAGACUCUUCCUAGAGCUGGUCGCCCGGCCAAACUGAGCAAUCGGGGGAGAAGCGCAUUGGUCAGGGAGCUGAACAAGAACCCGAUGGUCACUCUGACAGAGCUCCAGAGUUCCUCUGUGGAAAUGGGAGAACCUUCCAGAAAGACAACCAUCUCUUCACCACUCUACCAAUCAGGCCUUUAUGGUAGAGUGGCCAGACGGAAGCCACUCCUCAGUAAAAGGCACAUGACAUCCCGCUUGGAUUUUGCCAAAAGGCACCUAAAGGACUCUCAGACCAUGAGAAACAAAAUUAUCUAGUCUGAUGAAACCAAGAUUGAACUCUUUGGCCUGAAUGCCAAGCGUCACGUCUGGAGGAUACCUGGCACCAUCCCUACGGUAAAGCAUGGUGGUGGCAGCAUCAUGCUGUGGGGAUGUUUUUCAGCGGCAGGGACUGGGAGAAUAGUCAGGAUCGAGGGAAAGAUGAACGGUGCAAAGUACAGAGAGAUCCUUGAUGAAAACUUGCUCCAGAGCGCUCAGGACCUCAGACUGGGACGAAGCUUCACCUUCCAACAGGACAAUGCACACAGCCAAGACAACGAAGGAGUGGCUUCGGGACAAGUCUCUGAAUAUCCUUGAGUGGCCCAGCCAGAGCCCAGACUUGAACCCGAUCGAACAUCUCUGGAGAGACCUGAAAAUAGCUGUGCAGCAACGCUCCCCAUCUAACCUGACAGAGGUUGAGAGGAUCUGCAGAGAAGAAUGGGAGAAACUCCCCAAAUACAGGUGUGCCAAGCUUGUAGUGUCAUACCCAAGAAGACUCAAGACUGUAAUCAAUGCUAAAGGUGCUUCAAUAAAGUACUGAGUAAAGGGUCUGAAUACUUAUGUAAAUUUAAUAUUUCAGUUUAUUAUUUUUAAUGCAUUUGCUAAAAUGUCUAAAAACCAGUUUUUGUUUUGUCAUUAUGGGGUAUUGUGUGUAGAUUGAUGAAAGGAAAAAAAAAACUAUUUAAUCCAUUUUAGAAUAAGGCUGUAAAGUAACAAAAUGAGGAAAAAGUCAAGGGGUCUGAAUACUUUCCGAAUGCACUGUACAUGUAUGCUGUUGAUCAGGAUGACCAGCCUAUGCUGGUCUAUGCUGUUUUUUUCAUCAGGGUAGUAGCAUUGCUUUAAGUGACCAUGAAGACCAAACCUCAUAAGGAGAGUGGCUAUUAUCUCUUUCAUCAAUGUCUUUUAUACAUCGCUUGUAUCCAUCUAUUUCCUAUGAGCAGUGGCAUGGGAGGUGCUUCAUCCAUCUCUUUCAUCUCUCUUUUCCUUAUGGGGGUGGUGGUGGUGACAUGGAGGUGUUCCAUCCGUCCUCUCCUGUAUUCAUCCCAUCUUCCAUUCUUUUUCCACCUCUUCGAUAAAUAAAAGGAGGAGAUUCAUCCAUAAUACAUCACAAGUGUUUUUAAGCUUCUUCUGCCUUCGUUCUGCCUGCAAAACACGUCAACAUGACGAGGCGAGACGCAAAUAUUUUGUCAGUCAGGAUGAGAAGGCUGAGGGGACUAAAAUCUAAAUGGACUGUAAGAUGCUCACUGCUCCAUUAUUAGGAAAAUGGAAUCCACUUAGCUUUACUAAAGGCUUUUAAUAGACGACUGUCUGUGUGACACAAAUACAUAAAAACCCUUUCUCUCCUGUAAGGGCAGUGUCUCCUUGGAGCUAUACCUUUCUACUACACAUGACGCCACUGGCCGUAAAUCAGAUUGAAUUAGUCGGGCGGUGUAGACGGCGGCAGGUCGGCUGCCAGGGGAUAUCAAUCUCUCUCCCUCCAUAGAAUGACCCUCUGGAAUGAAUAAUGGCAGGCUGGUUUGCCUUUAAUUGGACAAAACCAAUUCUCUUACCCUAAUUCAAUUAGCAUUUGGAUUAGAGUGAGUAAACCUAGGACACAGAUCACUAGAGUUAUGGUACUGUAAUACGGGACAAAAGUACCUCCCGAGCCUCCCUCCCUCUCUCCCUCCCUCUCUCCUCUAUACUGGAUCACUUAGGUGGCUUCUACACAUUCGUAUACUCUAUAAAAAAGGGUUCUGAAAGGGUUCCUUGUGGGGGUCAGGGAAGAACCCUUUUUGGUACUAAGUGGCAUUUAUUUUCAAAGACUGUAAUGGAGGAGGAUAAAAGUGUCUGCUAGUAAGUGGCAGUGGCAUACAAUGUAAAGGCCGUAUGUAAAUCCAAUCCGAUAUUAUAUAUAUAUAUUAUCUUAAAAUAGAGGAAAUAUGUUCUCUAUUAUAAACUGGGUGGUUUGAACACUGAAUGCUGAUUGGCUGAAAGCCCUGGUAUAUCAGAACAUAUACCUUGUGUAUGAGAAUUACAUUGAUAAACAGUUUAUAAUAGCAAUAAGGCACCUCGGGGGAUUGUGGUAUAUGGCCAAUAUACCACGACUAAGGGCUGUAUCCAGGCAUUCCGCAUUGCGUCGUACAUAAGAACAGCCCUUAGCCGUGGUAUAUUGGCCAUAUAACACACCCCCUUGGGGCUUAUUGUUUAAAUAACUUCCAUUUCAGAGGAUGGUAUUUUGACAGUGUUUUGGGUGUGGACAAUUAACACUGCUUUGUUAGAACCUUAAUUUUGGGGGAAAUCUGCCCUUUCCAUCCCCUCUGUCCUCCAAGUUUACAAUGGGGACAUGUACUGACAGUUCCAAUGAGCGUGUUGUGGUUUGUGUAAUUAGAUCAUGUCUGUCUUAACAAGCAGUGUAUUAAACCAACUCAGGCGCCACCCCCCCCCCCCCCCAUCCCCGAGAGCUGUUUACCAAGAUACUCUCUGUCUCUUUUUGUCUCUCUCGCUCUCUCGCUCUUUCUCUCUCUCUCUCUCUCUCUCUCUCUCUCUCUCUCUCUCUCUCUCUCUCUCUCUCUCUCUCUCUCUCUUUCUCAUGCACGCACACACACACACACAAGUUUGCACGCACAUUCGCACACAGACACACACAGACACACACAUACAGACACACAAACAGAGCACCCAAACUGACUGUGUUGUGUGUGCCUUAUUACUGUGGUUAACAGGGAUGUCCCACACCAUGAUGGGUAGCGAUAGCAGCAGCCAGAGUUUAGGGGUCAUCCCGUAUGCCAUCUCCUGGUUCUACAGUCACACAGAGAGGAGGAGAAGGGAGAGGACUGGGGCCAGCCUGGCUGUGUCUGUGUCCGCUAUGGAGGUCUGUGGGGAGGACGAGACCCUCAGGGACUUAUUGUCAGGCAAUCUCCAGGACAGCCCAUCAGCAGACCUUUAUCUUUACGAGGACCCCAUCUAUGGAAUGCAGGUAAAUGAUGAUGCCGGGGCUUAUUGUUGUGGACGGUUCAGAUCAGAUAGAAAUGUGUAACGUUUAUAGAACAGACUUGAAUCUUUGUUCUGCAGAAUAUGGAAUCGUCAGCUCUCUAUUGAACUUCUCUAUGUGCAGCAUUGGUGUAGAAUCUCUGCAUAAGAACAUUUUCUUAAUGAAGCCCCAGGUCUUAAGAACACAGAAAGACACAUGCUACUGUAGUUACACUGUUACUACUACAUAUGUCACUAAGGUGUCAUGUCACACUAAGGGUAUCUUACAGUGCCUUCAGAAAGUAUUCAUACCCCUUGACUUAUUCCACAUUCUGUUGUGUUACAUCCUGAAUUAAAAAUGGAUUCAACAGAUUUUCUUCUCACCCAUCUACACACAGUACCCCAUAAUGACAAAGUGAAAACAUGUUUUUAGAAAUGUUAGCAAAUGUAUUUAAAAUGAAAUACGGAAAUAUCUCAUUUAUAUAAGUAUUCACAACCCUGAGUCAACACAGGUAAGAAUCACUUUUGGCAGCGAUUACAGAUGUGAGUCUUUCUGGGAAAGUCUUUAAGAGCUUUGUACACCUGGAUUGUACAAUAUUUCCACAUUAUUCUUAAAAAGAUUCUUUAAGCUCUGUCAAGUUGGUUGUUGAUUAUUGCUAAACAGGCAUUUUCAAGUCUUGCCAUAGAUUUUCAAGACGAUUUAAGUCAAAACUGUAACUAGGCCACUCAGGAACAUUCAAUGCCGUCUUGGUAAGCAACUCCAAUGUAUAUUUGGCCUUGGGUUUUAGGUUAUUUUCCUGCUAAAAGGUGAAUGUUUCCCAGUGUCUGUUGGAAAGCAGACUGAACCAGGUUUUCCUGUGUUUAGCUCUAUUCUGUUUCUUUUUAUCCAAAAAAAUUCCCUAGUUCUUGCCGGUGACAAGCAUAACCAUAACAUGAUGCAGCCACCACCAUGCUUGAAAAUAUGAAGAGUGUUGGAUUUGCCCCAAAUAUAACGCUUUGUAUUCAGGACAUAAAGUUCAUUUUUUUGCCACAUUUUUUGCAGACAGGAUACAUGUUUUGGAAUAUUUUUUAUUAUCUACAGGCUUCCUUCUUUUCACUCGGUCAUUUAGGUUAGUAUUGUAGAGUAACUACAAUGUUGUUGAUCCAUCCUCAGUUUUCUCCUUUCACAGCCAUUAAACUCUGUAACUGUUUUAAAUUCACCAUUGGUCUCAUGGUGAAAUCCCUGAGUGACUUGUUAAGCAGAUUUUUACUCCUGAACUUAUUUAGACUUGCCAUAACAAAGGGGUUGAAUACUUAUGGACUCAAGCCAUAUCAGCUUAACAUUUUUAAUACAUUAGUAAAAAUUUCGAAAAACAUGAUUUCUUUUUUUAGAAUUCCACUUUAACAUUACAGGGUAUUGUGUGUAGGCAGUGACACAACAUUUUAAUUUAAUCCAUUUUAAAUUCAGGCUGUAACACAACAAAAUGUGGAAAAGGUCAGGGUGUGUAAUACUUUCUGAAGGCACUAUAUAUGAUUACUUUGUUUUGUUUGGUACUACCACAGUCAGGAACUAGAAUACACUAGUUAAUUCCUUAUUCAGAUGCAUUGUCAAAAGAACUACAGUGAGGGAAAAAAGUAUUUGAUCCCCUGCUGAUUUUGUAUGUUUGCCCACUGACAAAGACAUGAUCAGUCUGUAAUUUUAAUGGUAGGUUUAUUUGAACAGUGAGAGACAGAAUAACAACAACAAAAUCCAGAAAAACGCAUGUCAAAAAUGUUAUAAAUUGAUUUGCAUUUUAAUGAGGGAAAUAAGAAUUUGACCCCUCUGCAAAACAUGACUUAGUACUUGGUGGCAAAACCCUUGUUGGCAAUCACAGAGGUCAGACGUUUCUUGUAGUUGGCCACCAGGUUUGCACACAUCUCAGGAGGAAUUUUGUCCAACUCCUCUUUGCAGAUCUUCUCCAAGUCAUUAAGGUUUCGAGCCUGACAUUUGCCAACUCGAACCUUCAGCUCCCUCCACAGAUUUUCUAUGGGAUUAAGGUCUGGAGACUGGCUAGGCCACUCCAGGACAUUAAUGUGCUUCUUCUUGAGCCACUCCUUUGUUGCCUUGGCCGUGUGUUUUGGGUCAUUGUCAUGCUGGAAUACCCAUCCACGACCCAUUUUCAAUGCCCUGGCUGAGGGAAGGAGGUUCUCACCCAAGAUUUGACGGUACAUGGCCCCGUCCAUCAUCCCUUUGAUGCUGUGAAGUUGUCCUGUCCCCUUAGCAGAAAAACACCCCCAAAGCAUAAUGUUUCCACCUCCACGUUUGAAGGUGGGGAUGGUGUUCUUGGGGUCAUAGGCAUCAUUCCUCCUCCUCCAAAUACGGCGAGUUGAGUUGAUGGCAAAGAGCUCGAUUUUGGUCUCAUCUGACCACAACACUUUCACCCAGUUCUCCUCUGAAUCAUUCAGAUGUUCAUUGGCAAACUUAAGACGGGCCUGUAUAUGUGCUUUCUUGAGCAGGGGGACCUUGCGGGCGCUGCAGGAUUUCAGUCCUUCACGGCAUGGUGUGUUACCAAUUGUUUUCUUGGUGACUAUGGUCCCAGCUGCCUUUGAGAUCAUUGACAAGAUCCUCCCUUGUAGUUCUGGGCUGAUUCCUCACCGUUCUCAUGAUCAUUGCAUCUCCACGAGGUGAGAUCUUGCAUGGAGCCCCAGGCCGAGGGAGAUUGACAGUUCUUUUGUGUUUCUUCCAUUUGCGAAUAAUCUCACCAACUGUUGUCACCUUCUCACCAAGCUGCUUGGCGAUGGUCUUGUAGCCCAUUCCAGCCUUGUGUAGGUCUACAAUCUUGUCCCUGACAUCCUUGGAGAGCUCUUUGGUCUUGGCCAUGGUGGAGAGUUUGGAAUCUGAUUGAUUGAUUGCUUCUGUGGACAGGUGUCUUUUAUACAGGUAACAAGCUGAGAUUUGGAGCACUCCCUUUAAGAGUGUGCUCCUAAUCUCAGCUCGUUACCUGUAUAAAAGACACCUGGGAGCCAGAAAUCUUUCUGAUUGAGAGGGGGUCAAAUACUUAUUUCCCUCAUUAAAAUGCAAAUCAAUUUAUAACAUUUUUGACAUGCACGUUGGCAUUGUCACAUUGAACAACAUGUAAUAUUGUAUUCAUGCCUUGCUGUGCCGGUGUCUUUCCCCAUCUGUGCCCUUGUACCGCUAUUCUCCUUUCUCCCUCUCUAUGUUCUGUCAUGAAAAUCAACACAAAAAAAUGUAAAAAAAUAAAGUAAAACAUGCUGUCUUCCUCUCUUCCAGCUUCGGCACCACAGUGUGGUAUCUGCCCCCAACGCCGAGAGAGCUGCCUUCCUCCUGGAUGCAGCCAUCGCAUCACGUCACCGUGCCGAUGGCCCGACGAGUGGAACUCGCAGUGACAUCACCACACCAUCGUCCUCCUCCCAUAUGUUCUUUACUCUGCACGUCCAACAGCAGCUCUCAGAGGGCAGUGGCAAAGGUUGCUAUUUCUGUACAUUGUAGAAAAGAUAACUCUGGCAUGCUAUUCCCUAUAAAGAUCAGAUAGAAAUAUCUAUGGGCCCUAUAUCUAUAGUGCACUACAGUAUGUAGGAAAUAAGGUUAUUACCUAUGCACAUUGCUUAUUGUGUCAACGUUUCGGUCAUAGUACUUCUUCAAGAAAGUGACAGUAAAAAUGUCUGUACACUCUGUAUUUUUAUCGUAUUCUUUUUUUUACAUUAUUGGUCAGUGACCUGUACGUAGCUUGCACUGUGUCACCCUACGGACUCGUGAGUAAGCUAUCAAGCUAAUACGCAUCUGGAGAUGUAAUUUGCAUACGGCUGACUGAAUAAACUGUACCGCAUUUGUUUUCUAAGAAUGCUUGGAAUACCUUGUUUAUUUUUAUUAUUUUCUUUGUUCUAUUCUCAACUACUCUCUCUGGUGAUCUCAGUUCCCCCCUCUCCUCUCCUCUCCUCUCCUCUCCUCUCCUCUCCUCCUCCUCUCCUCUCCUCUCCCUCUCCUCUCCUCUCCUCUCCUCUCCUCUCCUCUCCUCUCCUCUUCCCUUCUCUUCUCUUCUCUCCUCUCAGUACCAGGGGGUCAUAGCAGGUUGAUUAUGAUAGACCUGGCUAACAGUAUAAAAGGGACCAGUAGAACCAGUGACAGCAGAACUGGACGUCCUGAGUCUGAACUGGGCAGUGUUAUACUGGCCCUACUCAACAAUGGAAACAAAAACAUCCCCAACAGGUUAGAUACUGGAGACUCUCAAUUGCAUUUGAUUGCAUUGCAAUGGAACAAAAGGAAACAAUUGAUUCAAGCAGUAGAUCAUGACAUUUAGUCCUUAAUACUGGUAUGUAAUAGAAUUGUACAGUAUGUGUUAUGUACAAUGUAUGAUGGUGAUGGUGAUGGUUGUAUGUUGUGCUCACCACAGAGACAGUAAAGUGACCAUGCUGCUACAGGAGUCUCUGGGUAAUAUUAACUGUCAUACUACCGUGCUGGCCCAUGUGACUGACUCACCAGAACACUUCUCAGAGACACUCUCCACUGUCCAAAUUGCCUCGCGCAUCCGCAGGACACAGAAGAAAGCAAAAGUAUGUCAACUACUGAAUAAUAGAUUACUUACCAUUAAAUUGUUGGUGCCAAGAAUGAUGUCAAAAGUAUUAUUCAAUUAACCUUGGGUGGCCUAACUGUUAGUAAACAAUUUAAGCAGUUUAGCAGCAUUAUUUUCUGUGACAAGGCAAACAAUUAUCACUCAAUCUCUCCUCUCUCUCUCUCUCUCUCUCUCUCUCUCUCUCUCUCUCUCUCUCCUCGAUCUCUCUCUCUCUCCUCCUCUCUCUAUCUCUCUCUCUCUCUCUCUCUCUCUCUCUCUCUCUCUCUCUCUCUCCUCUCUCAUCUCGUCUCUCUCCCUCUCUCUCUCUCUCUCUCUCAGUUCUCCUACCUCUCUCUCUUCGUCUCCCUCCAUCUCUCUCCUCAUCCUCCUCCCUCUCCUCUCUCUCUCUCUCUCCUCUUCAGCAUUCAACAUCCUGCUCUCCCAGUGUAGAAGCCUGAGUAGAGAGAGGAGUGGAGGAGUCGCCCUUCUCUCUCAGAGCGUUCCACUCCCUGCGUCUCUACCAGUGACCUGCCCACCGCCACGGUACCUGCUGGAUGACCACUCAGCGCGACCAGUCCUGUGCACCCCGAUGGCUCGGUCCAGCAGCCCAGUGCGGAGCUGACCCAUCAGGGCCAGGGCCAGCCGGAGUUUACCCCCAUCAUCCACUCUCUACAACAGAAUAAGGCUGAAGCGGAAUCGGAGGACGCCGAGCUUUCUGCUCUAAAGCAAGAGCUAUUGCAGCACCUUCUAAACAUCGUGCCCAGACUGCAGGGAGAGAGGAAGAAGAAUGAGAGCAUCAUCCAAGAACAACUUCCUCAGAAUACAGCAGAAGUGGGCCAAUGUGAGAGGUACUUAAAUCUUAAGUGUGACACGUUUGCAGAGCUGCAGGAGCGACUCGGGUGCAUCGACGGCAGUGAGACAGUUACCAAGUCAUCCUUAAAAGAACCUUCUGCCAUGACCGAGUCCCCUCCAGUCCCCCAAGAUGGCUCAGGCAGAACUGAGACUGAGGAAAAUACCUCCUUCUUGAAACCACUGAAUAUGAAGGUGAAGUAUAGUGAGCUUUCCAUUGUGGGUGAGAAAGAGAGCCUGGUGACAGAUGGCAGUUUUCCGGUCGACAGUUUUCAGAGAGAGGACUCUGGUCUGUAUGACUGUGAGGAGGGAAGUGCAGCCAGCUCCAACGAGGACCAACCAAACCCCUGUGGCUUUAUCAGUUUACAUCCAGCCUGCCAGAACCAAGGCAACCCCCCUGAGUACAGCUUUCUGCCGCAGCACAGUGAAAUCUACACUCAGAACAGCCCUGUGCCAAGCUCUCAUUCUCCUCUUCCUCUGUCUCUUCUUCCCCUGUCUCUGGAGCCAGCUGGAUACCCAGGGAGGCCUGGCUUGCUGCAACACCAGACCAGGACCCCUCCGGCGGGCAAGAGCUCUCCGCUAUCCCCUUCUCUCUCUCCAUCCUCCUCGUCCUCCACCACCUCCUCCUUGGCUACCAGUGUUCUCCUAGGAGAGAGGAUCCUUCCUCAGCUUUCCCAGCUGCCUACUAGAGAGUCGGACCUGAAGGAAAUGAAGGCCACCAUCACGGUGAUGGUCCAGCAGCCAUUGGACCAGACGGGUCAGGACGAGCUGGUGUUCACCAUGGUGGAGGAGGUGACCAUCAGUGGGGCACUGGAGAGAGGAGGCCAGGCGGGGAAUAUCAUCAGGAUCAGGGAUGCCCACUCCUCCUCUGGCCAGGCUUCUUCAGGGUCUGGACUGGGUUCCCUUCCCAUCAGGAUUAUCAGUAACGUUAGUGAAGAUUCUACUACUACUAAUACAGGCUCCACUAUCAAGGCCAUGGACCCUGCUAAUACCACUAAGACCAUGGCUGUGGAAGUCAACACCAAACCCAAGGCCAUGUCUUCUCUCUCCAGGGUGGAGAACCGGGUCUUGCCCUCCUUUAUAAACCCCUCGCUCGCUGACCUCAGUAGGAGGAGUAGUGAUGUGGAAGGGUCUCGUCAUCUCCGAGGGGUUUCUAACACCCGUUUCAUGCGAGUGGAUGCUUAUGCUGAACCCAAGAAGAAAGAUAAUCUAAAAGGUUCAGGAAAUAAAACGGCGAUGGAGACAGAAGGUGCGUUCUUUAUUACUGAGAGGAAUCACGUGAGGAAUACCAACGAGAGCAUUUUGAUGCCUUUCCCAGGUCAAACUAAUAGUAUUGCAUCAUGUGACACACAUGCCUGGGAGGAGGCCGGUUGCUAUGAGAUGAUGUCAUCAGGGAAUAGGGCCAGUGGGAGGAGUGGCAACCAAGCAGAAAGGAGCUAUCCCAGAGGAGGGGAGUUUACCACCUGUUCCCUCACCUGUUAUGACCGGGUCUUACCUGUUCCAUCUUCCCUAAUUACUCCAAAGACACCAGGAGACAGUAGUGAAAGGAGCAGGAAUACACCAGAGAACUGUAUCCCUGGUUACCCUGCAGCUACCCACCACAGAACAGCCAGUCUACCAAGAGGCUGGUAUAAUAUCAACAAGCAGGAGAGCUAUGUAAUGAGCGAGGAGUAUAAAGAUAAAGCCCCAGACUUUAAAUCAUCCACCCCUGGUAGUCCCUGGGUGACCCUGGAGAGGAGGCCAUCCUCAGCCAGGCAGGGGAUCUUCUCCUGGGCCAGGGAGAGCCUCCCUCUCCCAUUCUCACCAGCUCGGAAGUACAGCCUGGAGCAGCAGCAGAGACAGAGAACUAGUAACAGUCCUCUCAGCACAGCCAGUAGUUCACCGUUGGAGCCCAUGCCAUCCACUCGGAGUGUUAGACAUGAUAGCGGUAAGAUGGAAUCCCCCAUAGAGGAAAGCAGUAGGCUUUUCAGUGCUAAACUAGAGCAGUUGGCUAGCAGACCAACUCUUUAGGUAGAAUACCGCUGGAGUUCCACACUCUGGACCGAGGCAGUAGCCUGUCCUCUGUGAGCUCCAUGGGGAGCUCCAAGGGGAGUUGGGAAGGGGAGUCCAGCCACCCCACCCUACCCCGGGCCAGCAGGAGCCCCAGAAGGGCCCCUAGGUCCAUCCCCUUGACUGACAAGAACACCCCCAACACACCCCAUUCUCCCAAAACCAGCAGGUCAACCUUUAUAACUGAGCCCAACACCCCCACCUCCACAGCCCUCCAGUCUCCUAGAACCAGCCGAUCUAAGCUCUCCGCGGUGGGGAAACUGAUGAUGACCAGCCCUAAGGUCCGCCGGAUAUCCAUCCCCAGGACCAAGAACCUCAGCUUCUCUCCCAAGGAACUCCAUCAGUCCAUCAACAGGAGUGCCAGUCUGUCCCCUGAUGGGAGGAGCCCUGAGCAUGGUCCACUCUGGUCCACCCAGUCUCUAAGCCGAAACCAGACCCCCUCGCCCCAGACCCUACCACCACGCCUCGUAGCAAAGUCCCCCGUCCGGGUCAUCAACGGGCGCAUCUCAGAGCUCCUCCAGAUCGGCAGAGAGCCCUACCCCUCUGGCGGGGCCUCCGGAGGACUAGUUCUAGACAAGAUGGCGGCAGCGGCUGGAGCUACCUGUAGAUCCAUGGGAGAGGCUCACCCUGUUCACCCUGUACCCUCGCCCUAUGCCAGGGUGACAGCACCUCGCAGGCCCAACCACCUCAGCGGGCACGCCAGUGAUGUCACUAGCGUGUUGAGCGGGGAGCUGCCCCCGGCCAUGGGUAAGACAGCGUUAUUGACCAAUAGGAACAGCCUGGUGAGCAGUGGAUAUGAGAGCAUGGUUAGGGAUAGCGAAGCCACAGGGAGCAGCACCUCCAACAGAGACUCUAUCAGCGAUAAGAGCUGUUCUAUGAUCAGUGUGACCCGCAGUGAGAGGAACCCCAAAAGGAGGAGCAGCAACGGUAAGAUCUGA
This is a messenger RNA of Coregonus sp. 'balchen', 27160 nucleotides long. Lineage: Eukaryota; Metazoa; Chordata; Actinopteri; Salmoniformes; Salmonidae. The record is from the annotation of a GenBank genome assembly.